Etheostoma cragini (Arkansas darter) is the source of this 1918-nucleotide messenger RNA. RefSeq names its product transcription factor A, mitochondrial (gene tfam). Bases 203 to 1087 code for a protein of 294 amino acids. Gene Ontology annotation, molecular function: transcription cis-regulatory region binding. The record is from RefSeq and is a predicted model, not a curated record. NCBI's taxonomy places the organism in Eukaryota, Metazoa, Chordata, Actinopteri, Perciformes, Percidae. The transcript has 7 exons.
UUCUGUCUUUGACCUUUACCCACAAUCCACCGGGGGAGACUAAAGGCGCCUUUCGCAGCCCAUGCAUGUCAACAAGGAGGAGGAGAAGAGGCUUCAAUUAGAAAAAUCUAAUGCGUGAAUAAAACAACACGCUGGUUUUGUGGGACAAUACGCGUGUCUUCCAUUUCUCAGUUUAACGUCCUUUACGUCAGUUCACUCCGAUAUGGCUCCGUUCAGCUUAAUGACAGCAAGUGCUAGCUGGUUGGCUAAGUCCUUCAGUGUUCUCUCCUGCACAAGCACUCUGGCAAGGUGCACCAGUGUCCCCCCACCUGCAUACAUCAACUCAGUGAAAUGGCUGUCCUCUCAGGCCAGCGGGCCCCCAAAGAGACCUCUAAACGGAUACAUGAGAUAUGUUCUGCAGGAGCAGCCAGUCAUGACCAGACACAACCCAGAAUUCAAAUCAGUGGAUAUCAUCAGGAGAAUCGCCCAGCAGUGGAGAACUUUGAGCCCUGAACAGAAACAGCCUUUCCAGGAAGCCUCUGUACGGGCCAGGGAGCAGUUUAAGGUGGACCUCCAGCGCUACCAGGCCCAGCUGACCCCAGCACAGGUCCAGCAACAAGCCCUGGAGAAGAGGCAGAGGAUGGCCAAGAGGAAAGCCAUCCGCAAAAAGAGGGAGUUGACCAACCUGGGGAAACCCAAGCGUCCUCGCUCGCCGUUCAACAUAUUCAUGUCGGAGCACUUUGAGGAGGCCAGAGGAACCACCACACAGGCAAAGAUGAAGUCGCUUAUGGAGGACUGGAGGAAACUGUUCAGUCAUCAGAAGCAGGUCUACACUCAGCUGGCCGAGGACGACAAAAUUCGCUAUAAAAACGAGAUGAAGUCGUGGGAAGACCACAUGAUGGAUAUCGGACGAGAAGACCUGAUCCGAGAGCAGACCCUGUCUACCAAGAAAAAACCUGCUGCCAAAACUGUAGCGGCCAAGAAAGGAGUGAAGAAGGUUAAAGCCAAAGCAGUGAAGAAGGCCACUGCCACAGCAAAGUCAAAAACAACUGGGAAGACAACAAAAAGUAGCUCUGCCAAAACGGUCCGGACUACCAAGAAGACAUAAGAUGUGAUUAUCUUCACAUUUUGAGUAGAGGGGGAAAAAAAAGGGUUCAUGAUAACUGAAAACACAAGUUCUGAUGACCCAGGGCUGUGCUUGGUUUUUCCCCUCAAACUUAAAAGUCAUGUGGUCUUUCUUCUUAGGUUCAACAGGGCAAAUCUUUUUACAGCGUUCAGACAGAUCAAGAUAACUUUACAUUAACCUUAUAAUCACCUUUUGUUCUGUGAAAACUACAGCAAAUAAUACAAUUCACAAGGAGCAAUGUGAUCCUAUUGUCGCUUAGUACAAACACACACCCUGGCUUUGAUUGAUUGGUUAAAUCCAUCUAAACGAUGUAAAGGGGGAUUGUUCCAAGCUAAGAAAGUGAGUUAGUUGAUGAAAUGUAAUGUUUUCAGAAGCUCAGACAUUUGAUUUGUGUUAAAGUGAUUAUAGGAGGCACAGAUACUAAGGUUAAAAGGUUUCAUUGCCCUGAGUGUGACCACAAUUUGUUUUAGGGGAAAAUAAGGAUUACUGUUGUCCCCAAAAUCUAGAAUGACAGCCGUCUUAUCCUUGUCAAAGUGUAUGUCACCCCCCGGCACCACUGCUUCUAAAAACCAGACAGUAUCCUGGUUCCCAUGAACGCAACCUGACUGAAUUUGUUGAGUUGUUGCUGUUGUUAGCAAAACAUUGUACUGUCUCAGACGCAGCCUCAAACUGUGAAAUACUGCUAUUUGUCAUUUAUGGCAAAAGUAACAUUAUUGACUGACGUUUUGGUUUUCUAAACACCAGAAGUUCCAAAUUAUGCAUUGUUCCAGUUGAUCUUUAUAAGAGAUGCUUUUUGUUCGGUUAACUGCUGUA